Gavialis gangeticus (Gharial) is the source of this 9732-nucleotide messenger RNA. RefSeq names its product fibrillin 2 (gene FBN2). The record is from RefSeq and is a predicted model, not a curated record. Bases 38 to 8107 code for a protein of 2689 amino acids. Lineage: Eukaryota; Metazoa; Chordata; Crocodylia; Gavialidae. Gene Ontology annotation, molecular function: calcium ion binding. The transcript has 60 exons.
UAGAACCGGUCCUUGUUUCACUCAGGUCAACAACCAGAUGUGCCAGGGCCAGUUGACAGGCAUUGUUUGCACAAAGACUCUCUGCUGUGCAACAAUUGGUCGUGCUUGGGGCCACCCGUGUGAGAUGUGUCCUGCUCAGCCUCAGCCAUGUCGUCGUGGUUUCAUCCCUAACAUCCGCACUGGAGCUUGUCAAGAUGUUGAUGAGUGUCAGGCUAUACCAGGAGUCUGCCAGGGAGGAAACUGCAUUAAUACGGUUGGGUCUUAUGAAUGCAAAUGUCCUGCUGGUCACAAACAGAAUGAGGCAACUCAGAAAUGUGAUGAUAUUGAUGAAUGCAGCAUCAUUCCAGGAAUCUGUGAAGGUGGUGAGUGUUCUAACACUGUUGGAAGUUAUUUCUGUAUCUGUCCACGUGGCUAUGUCUCAUCUACAGAUGGCUCCCGCUGCAUUGAUCAGAGAGCAGGCACAUGUUUCUCCAGCUUGGUGAAUGGUCGCUGUGCACAAGAGCUUCCUGGUAGGUUUACCAAAAUGCAGUGCUGCUGUGAAUCUGGUCGAUGCUGGGCUAUUGGAUCUGUUCCAGAGAUGUGUCCUGUUAGAGGAUCUGAUGAAUACCGCAGACUUUGCAUAGAUGGAAUUCCAGUUGGAGGUGGUUCCAGAGCUGGUGGAAUAGGAGGAAAUGGAUUCCUUCCUGGUGGAAAUGGGAAUGGCUAUGGCGCUGGAGGAACUGGAUUCAUCCCUAUUCCUGGUGGCAAUGGCUUCUCACCUGGCAUAGGAGGAGCAGGAGUAGGAACUGGUGGCCAGAGUCCCACAGGGAAUGGCCCAAUCAUUACUGGACUAACAAUACUCAAUCAGACAAUAGAUGUCUGUAAGCAUCACCCCAACCUUUGCUUAAAUGGGCGAUGCAUACCAACCAUUUCUAGUUAUCGGUGUGAAUGCAACAUGGGAUAUAAGCAGGAUGCAAAUGGAGAUUGUAUAGAUGUUGAUGAGUGCACAUCAAACCCAUGUACUAAUGGAGAUUGUGUCAACACACCUGGAUCCUAUUAUUGCAAAUGUCAUGCAGGUUUCCAAAGAACUCCUACCAAGCAAGCUUGCAUUGAUAUUGAUGAAUGCAUCCAAAAUGGUGUUCUUUGUAAAAAUGGCCGGUGUGUCAAUACUGAUGGCAGCUUCCAGUGUAUUUGCAAUGCUGGCUUUGAACUAACUACAGAUGGAAAAAACUGUGUCGACCAUGAUGAAUGCACUACUACAAACAUGUGUUUAAAUGGGAUGUGUAUAAAUGAGGAUGGUAGCUUCAAAUGCAUCUGCAAACCAGGGUUUGUUUUAGCUCCAAAUGGGCGUUAUUGUACUGAUAUUGAUGAAUGCCAGACAUCAGGGAUUUGUAUGAAUGGUCAUUGUAUUAAUACUGAAGGAUCAUUUCGAUGUGAAUGUCCACCUGGCCUGGCUGUUGGUGUUGAUGGUCGUGUUUGUGUAGACACUCAUAUGCGUAGCACAUGCUAUGGAGGAAUUAAAAAGGGGGUUUGUGUCCGUCCUUUCCCUGGGGCUGUGACAAAAUCUGAAUGUUGCUGUGCCAAUCCAGACUAUGGCUUUGGAGAACCUUGUCACCCAUGUCCUGCCAAGAACUCGGCUGAAUUCCAUGGUCUGUGUAGCAGUGGAGUAGGCAUUACUGUGGAUGGGCGAGAUAUUAAUGAAUGUGCAUUGGACCCUGAUAUUUGCUCCAAUGGAAUUUGUGAAAACCUACGUGGUAGCUACCGUUGUAAUUGUAACAGUGGCUAUGAACCUGAUCCUUCUGGAAGGAACUGUGUUGACAUUGAUGAAUGUUCAGUGAACAGACUGUUGUGUGACAAUGGUCUGUGUCGAAACACACCUGGAAGCUACAGCUGCACUUGUCCAAAGGGUUAUGUAUUCAGCACUGAGACUGAUACGUGUGAAGAUAUAAAUGAAUGUGAAAGCAGCCCGUGUGUCAAUGGUGCCUGCAGAAACAAUCUUGGUUCUUUCAACUGUGAGUGUUCACCUGGCAGCAAGCUGGAUUCUACUGGACUGAUCUGCAUUGAUAGUCUUAAGGGAACAUGCUGGCUGAACAUUCAAGAUGGUCGUUGUGAAGUGAACAUCAAUGGUGCUACGCUGAAAUCUGAAUGCUGUGCAACGUUAGGAGCUGCAUGGGGUAGCCCUUGUGAACGAUGUGAAUUAGACACUGCUUGCCCAAGAGGAUUUGCCAGAGUUAAGGGUGUUACCUGUGAAGAUGUAAAUGAAUGUGAUGUCUUCCCGGGGGUCUGUCCUAAUGGACGGUGUGUUAACAGCAGAGGGUCAUUUCACUGCGAGUGUCCUGAAGGCCUGACACUGGAUGGAACAGGUCGAGUGUGUUUAGAUAUCCGCAUGGAACAAUGUUACUUGAAGUGGGAUGAAGAUGAGUGUGUUCAGUCUGUACCUGGCAAAUUUCGUAUGGAUGCCUGCUGCUGUGCUGUUGGUGCUGCUUGGGGCUCAGACUGUGAGGAAUGCCCUAAGCCUGGCACCAAAGAAUAUGAGGCCUUGUGCCCCAGAGGACCUGGAUUUUCUAACAGAGGUGACAUUCUAACUGGCAGGCCAUUUUAUAAAGAUAUUAAUGAAUGUAAAGUGUUCCCUGGUAUGUGCAUGAAUGGUAAAUGCAGGAAUACAAUUGGAAGUUUCAAAUGCAGAUGUAACAAUGGGUUUGCUUUAGAUAUGGAAGAAAGAAACUGUACAGACAUUGAUGAAUGCCGUAUCUCCCCGGAUCUCUGUGGAAGUGGUACUUGUGUCAACACUCCAGGAAGCUUUGAGUGCGAGUGCUUUGAAGGCUAUGAAAGUGGGUUUAUGAUGAUGAAGAACUGCAUGGACAUAGAUGAAUGUGAACGUAACCCUCUCUUGUGCCGUGGUGGAACUUGUGUGAACACAGAAGGUAGCUUUCAGUGUGACUGCCCUUUGGGACAUGAACUGUCGUCAUCACGUGACGAAUGUGUGGAUAUAAAUGAAUGCUCGUUGAGUGAUAAUCUCUGCAGAAAUGGCAAAUGUGUGAACAUGAUUGGAACUUAUCAGUGUUCUUGUAACUCGGGAUAUCAGGCUACUCUAGACAGACAAGGCUGUAUUGAUAUUGAUGAAUGCAUGAUAAUGAAUGGAGGCUGUGAUACCCACUGUACUAACUCAGAAGGCAGCUAUGAGUGUAGUUGCAGUGAUGGUUAUGCUCUCAUGCCAGAUGUCAGGACAUGUGCAGAUAUUGAUGAAUGCGAAAAUAACCCAGAUAUCUGUGAUGGUGGGCAAUGUACUAAUAUUCCAGGAGAGUAUCGCUGUCUUUGUUAUGAUGGAUUCAUGGCUUCUAUGGACAUGAAAACCUGUAUUGAUGUAAACGAAUGUGACUUGAAUUCCAACAUCUGUAUGUUUGGAGAGUGUGAGAACACCAAGGGCUCCUUCAUUUGUCACUGUCAACUUGGAUAUUCAGUCAAGAAAGGAACCACUGGGUGCACAGAUGUGGAUGAGUGUGAGAUUGGGGCCCACAACUGUGAUGCACAUGCCUCAUGCGUCAAUGUCCCAGGAAGCUUCAAAUGCAGCUGCAGAGAGGGUUGGGUUGGAAAUGGCAUUAAAUGUAUUGAUCUUGAUGAAUGUUCAAAUGGAACCCACCAGUGUAGUGUGAAUGCUCAGUGUGUGAACACACCUGGAUCAUAUCGCUGUGCCUGUGCCGAAGGGUUCACAGGAGAUGGAUUCACUUGUUCUGAUGUUGAUGAGUGUGCAGAAAAUGUUAAUCUGUGUGAGAAUGGACAGUGCCUCAAUGUCCCUGGUGCCUACCGUUGUGAGUGUGAGAUGGGAUUCACUCCAGCUUCAGACAGCAAAUCAUGCCAAGAUAUUGACGAAUGCUCUUUUCAAAAUAUAUGUGUAUUUGGCACCUGUAAUAACUUACCAGGAAUGUUUCAUUGCAUCUGUGAUGAUGGCUAUGAACUGGAUAGAACUGGAGGAAACUGUACAGAUAUUGAUGAGUGUGCUGAUCCCAUUAACUGUGUUAAUGGACUAUGUGUGAAUACUCCUGGGAGAUACGAAUGUAACUGUCCACCGGAUUUCCAGCUCAACCCAACUGGAGUGGGUUGUGUGGACAAUCGUGUAGGCAAUUGUUACCUGAAAUACGGACCCCGAGGGGAUGGAAGCCUAUCCUGCAACACUGAAAUUGGAGUUGGAGUCAGUCGUUCUUCAUGCUGCUGCUCUUUGGGAAAGGCCUGGGGGAACCCCUGUGAGACUUGUCCCCCUGUAAACAGCACCGAAUACAAUACUCUGUGUCCAGGGGGUGAAGGAUUUAGACCAAAUCCCAUCACUAUUAUUUUAGAAGACAUCGAUGAAUGUCAGGAGUUGCCUGGUCUUUGCCAAGGUGGAAACUGUAUCAAUACUUUUGGCAGUUUCCAGUGUGAAUGUCCACAAGGCUACUACCUCAGUGAAGAGACACGCAUCUGUGAAGAUAUCGAUGAGUGUGUUGCACAUCCCGGUGUCUGUGGUCCUGGCACCUGCUACAACACCUUGGGGAACUACACCUGCAUUUGUCCUCCUGAAUAUAUGCAGGUCAAUGGGGGGCAUAACUGCAUGGACAUGCGGAAGAGUUUUUGCUAUAGAAGUUAUAAUGGAACCACCUGUGAGAAUGAACUGCCCUUCAAUGUGACCAAGAGGAUGUGCUGCUGCACAUACAAUGUUGGCAAAGCCUGGAACAAACCUUGUGAGCCAUGUCCAACACCAGGAACAGCUGAAUUUAAGACCAUAUGUGGGAACAUUCCUGGCUUCACCUUUGACAUCCAUACUGGCAAAGCUGUUGAUAUUGAUGAAUGUAAGGAGAUUCCAGGGAUUUGCGCAAAUGGUGUCUGUAUUAAUCAGAUUGGUAGUUUCCGCUGUGAAUGUCCCACAGGAUUCAGCUACAAUGACCUGCUCCUGGUUUGUGAAGAUAUUGAUGAAUGCAGCAAUGGAGACAACCUGUGUCAAAGAAAUGCAGACUGUAUCAAUAGUCCUGGCAGUUACCGAUGUGAAUGUGCUGCGGGUUUCAAACUUUCACCCAAUGGAGCCUGUGUUGAUCGCAAUGAGUGCCUGGAAAUUCCUAAUGUUUGCAGUCAUGGCUUGUGUGUGGACAUGCAAGGAAGUUACCAGUGCAUCUGUCACAAUGGUUUUAAAGCAUCCCAGGACCAGACUAUGUGCAUGGAUGUUGAUGAAUGUGAGCGCCAUCCAUGUGGAAAUGGAACUUGUAAAAACACGGUUGGAUCAUACAACUGUCUGUGUUACCCAGGAUUUGAGCUCACUCAUAAUAAUGAUUGUAUGGAUAUUGAUGAGUGCAGUUCCUUCUUUGGUCAGGUGUGCAGAAAUGGACGAUGUUUUAAUGAAAUUGGUUCGUUCAAAUGUUUAUGUAAUGAAGGCUAUGAACUUACUCCAGAUGGCAAGAAUUGCAUUGAUACAAAUGAGUGUGUGGCGCUUCCUGGUUCGUGCUCUCCUGGUACGUGCCAGAACUUGGAAGGUUCAUUCAGAUGCAUUUGUCCACCAGGAUAUGAAGUGAAAAGUGAAAGCUGUAUAGAUAUUAAUGAAUGCAAUGAGGACCCCAACAUCUGUCUCUUUGGCUCCUGUACCAAUACUCCAGGAGGAUUCCAGUGCAUUUGUCCCACAGGCUUUGUGCUGUCUGACAAUGGAAGGAGGUGCUUUGAUACCCGCCAGAGCUUCUGUUUUACUAACUUUGAGAAUGGGAAAUGUUCUGUUCCAAAAGCAUUUAACACCACCAAGGCAAAGUGUUGCUGCAGUAAGAUGCCAGGAGAAGGAUGGGGUGAUCCCUGUGAGCUUUGCCCCAAAGAAGAGGAAGUUGCUUUCCAGGAUUUGUGCCCCUAUGGCCAUGGGACUAUUCCUGGAAUUGAUGAUACACGUGAAGAUGUCAAUGAAUGUCUUGAGAGCCCAGGCAUUUGUUCAAAUGGCCACUGUAUCAACACUGAUGGCUCAUUCCGCUGUGAGUGCCCCAUGGGAUACAACUUAGAUUAUACUGGAGUGCACUGCGUAGAUACCGAUGAAUGUUCAAUUGGGAAUCCAUGUGGAAAUGGCACAUGCACUAAUGCGAUUGGUAGUUUUGAAUGCAACUGUCAUGAAGGGUUUGAGCCAGGCCCAAUGAUGAAUUGUGAAGAUAUAAAUGAGUGUGCACAGAACCCUUUGCUCUGUGCUUUUCGGUGCAUCAACACAUAUGGUUUCUAUGAAUGCACAUGCCCCGUUGGCUAUGAACUGCGAGAAGACCAAAAGAUGUGCAAAGAUCUGGAUGAAUGUGCCGAAGAGCUCCAUGAUUGUAUAUCAAGAGGCAUGAUGUGCAAAAACCUGAUUGGUACCUUCAUGUGUAUCUGCCCUCCUGGAAUGACACGUAGACCUGAUGGAGAAGGCUGCAUGGAUGAAAAUGAAUGCCGAACAAAGCCAGGUAUCUGUGAAAAUGGUCGCUGUGUGAACACCAUUGGAAGCUAUCGGUGUGACUGCAAUGAGGGAUUUCAGUCAAGCCCAUCCGGCACUGAGUGCCUUGAUAACCGCCAAGGAUUCUGCUUUGCAGAAGUGUUACAAACCAUGUGUCAGAUGGCUUCUAGCAGUCGUAAUCUUGUCACCAAGUCGGAGUGCUGCUGCAAUGGAGGCAGAGGUUGGGGUAACCAGUGUGAGCUGUGCCCACUUCCAGGGACCACUCAGUAUAAGAAACUCUGUCCACAUGGGCCUGGCUACACUACAGAUGGAAGAGAUAUUGAUGAAUGUAAGGUCAUGCCAAAUCUAUGUAGAAAUGGCCAGUGCAUCAACACCAUGGGUUCCUUCAGAUGCAUUUGCAAAGUUGGCUACACCACUGACAUAAGUGGGACAUCCUGUGUGGAUCUUGAUGAAUGCUCUCAGUCUCCAAAACCAUGCAACUUUAUCUGCAAGAACACAGAAGGAAGCUAUCAGUGCUCAUGUCCGCGUGGCUAUGUCCUCCAGGAAGAUGGAAAGACGUGCAAAGAUCUUGAUGAAUGUCAAACCAAGCAACACAAUUGCCAGUUCCUCUGUGUUAACACACUUGGGGGAUUCACAUGCAAAUGUCCUCCAGGUUUCACUCAACAUCACACAGCUUGUAUUGAUAACAAUGAAUGUGGUUCACAGACAUCACUUUGUGGAUCAAAAGGAAUCUGUCAGAAUACUCCUGGGAGUUUCACUUGCGAGUGUCAGAGAGGAUUCUCUCUGGAUUCUACUGGACUCAACUGUGAAGAUGUGGAUGAGUGUGAUGGAAAUCACCGGUGCCAGCACGGCUGCCAGAACAUCCUGGGUGGCUACAGGUGUGGAUGCCCACAAGGGUAUAUUCAGCAUUACCAAUGGAAUCAGUGUGUUGAUGAAAAUGAGUGUUCCAACCCUAAUGCUUGCGGCUCUGCUUCUUGCUACAAUACACUCGGAAGCUACAAGUGUGCGUGUCCAUCUGGAUUUUCCUAUGACCAGUUCUCCAGUGCAUGCCAUGAUGUGAAUGAGUGUUCCUCUACUAAGAACCCCUGCAAUUAUGGUUGUUCCAAUACAGAAGGUGGCUAUCUCUGUGGCUGUCCACCUGGAUACUACAGAGUUGGACAAGGCCAUUGCGUCUCAGGGAUGGGAUUUAACAAAGGCCAGUACCUGCCUUUGGAUGGAGAUGUAGAUGAAGAAAAUGCCUUAUCUCCAGAAGCAUGUUAUGAGUGCAAACUGAAUGGCUAUUCAAAGAAAAAUAGCAGGAGGAAAAGAAGUGUGAAUGAAACUCAGCCUGCUGAGAUUGAACAGAUUAGCUUGGAAAGUUUAGACAUUGACACUCCUCUGAAGAUGAGGUUCAACAACUCUGGGCUUGGCAACAAGCACCACAUCCUGGAACUCAUGCCAGCCAUAGAACCCCUUACCAAUCACAUCCGCUAUGUCAUCUCCCAAGGCAAUGAUGAUGGCAUCUUCCGAAUCCAUCAGCGGGAUGGACUCAGUUUCCUGCAUAUGACCAAGAAAAUAUCAGUACCUGGCACUUACACACUGGAAAUCAUUAGUGUUGCUCUAUACAAGAAGAAGGAGCUAAAGAAACUGGAAGACCAGAAUGAGGACAACUACCUCCUAGGAGAACUUGGUGAAGCUCUCAAAAUGAGGCUGUGGAUUGAACUCUAUUAGCUGUCUUCCAGAUUUAGUCCAGUUCUUCAGUCACUUCCGUUCAUCUAUUUAUCCACCUGAGCAUGUCUAUUUUUCAAAGCUUUAAGUAGUCAAUGACUUGACUUUUAAAAGAAAAACUAAAAAAGUGGGGGGGGGGGGGGGGGGGGGAGAAAAGAAAAAGACCUCUCUAUCUUUCCAUCCUGCCAAGACUGCAGAAUGACCCUACAGGAGGGGCAACUUUGACUCUGCCAUGGCCAAAUGCUUGAUUACAAUGGCAACCAUGGUUACUGUAGCUUUUAUAUAACCUCAGUUUAAAGUGUAUUAAAAAAAAAGCCUAAAGUUCAAGAGGUCAACAUAUGGCACUAAAUGGCACAAAAUGUGAGCUAUUUUUUUCUGUUAGCAGUCUAUAACACUUUAGGUAUUUUGCUAUAGUUCCUAAUUAAAAAUAUAGAUGUUUAUUUAUUUUUAAUGCAGUAAUAUAUGGAGAAAUUAACAAAUUAUGUAAGCAGAAAGGGAAACGUGCUUGUUUUUCUUUAGAUUUAUAAAUUUGAGCUAUUACAUUUUAGAGUUACUUUCUUAAAAAAAAAUUCCAGUAGAUUUGAAAGAUGUUUCCUUUUGUUUUUGUGCCAGUCGUCCAAAUAGCAUAGGGAUAUUUUUAAAAUAUCACAGAUCUGAAAGAGCACUGUAAUACAUCCUCUAGAUAUUCUGAAGUGCUCUUCAAAACUAUGACUAUUCAAAAUAUGUCUUAAAUGAACUGUAAUUACAACAUUAGUCUCUGUAAAGAGGAUAUUUCACUGCAGGUCACUAGGACGUUUUUCUGUAUCAGCUAUAUCAAAUAAUGGAAGCUGAAGCACAACCACUGUAGCAAAAUACCUUGACUGCUUGUAAUACCAUUAGCAUUGCAGACCAAACCGUACUGUAUUUCCUUCUGAUAACCUCAAGGAACCAGAUGUGCUACCACAACACCUCAUUCUCACAAAAGGUGCUCUACAUACUUGCAUUACUGUAGGCAGCUGAAGAAAAGAGUCUUUUUUUGAAGGGAACACCUGAUGUAUCAUACUAUUUGGUGCUGGCUUGGAUUAAUAGUGCAUUUACUAACAUUGAGCUGUUUCAGGACUGCCAUAUGUGCAAGGCUAAUUAUGCAGUGCAGACAAGGGAAAUGUGUAUUUGAAAUCAAUUUGUUAGAACUUACAUUAAUACUGUAGUUAUACACCGUACGCCUCAUUUUAUCAUAGCUUAUUUUGUAAGAAAGAUGUUUGUACAAUGAGUUGACAUUUAGUUUACCUUAGUAAUUUUUUUUAAUGUUGUACCAUAUUAUGUGUUAAACGUAUGUCUCAAUGGUGCUUUUUUGACAGCUGGUGCCUGUACCUAGUCAUGUAACAGAACUUCAUAAUAUGUGAAACAGCCAAAGAACAUGCCAACUCCAGGGGGGUUUUUUCCAGUUGUAUACCGGUGCUGACCAAAGAUUACUAACAAGUGAUCACUUUUUUAUUAUUAUUAUUUUGUUUAGUUUGGGUGUUUUUUUGGGGAGGGGAACAUUGUAAAUUUUUAAUCAAAUAUUUGUGAGAAAAAAAUGUUUUGUUUGUAGGUCUGUAUCAAUAUGACAACACUUUUCUUGCAAUAAAGCUUAUUUUGGGGUAGGUUUU